UUUAAAAAAUCGAGGUUUCCUGACGUGGGGGGCAGCUAGUGGCGUAGGCAUGGGAAGCCAUGGGGGCACAUGCAACCCCAUUCAAACUGCGGAUAGAAGUGAAUGAAAACGAAACAUAGGGGGUGUUUUAUGGGAGAGGGAAAGAGGAUGAUAGGAUACGGUCCCACACCAUCCACCAAGCUAUGACCUUGUAUGUUCAAAUUCAUCAAAGCAUGGAGUUAAGACCGGUACCCCGUCCCCUAUGGUGCCAGUACUGCCCCUACGAAUAUGUAUCAUUGUUCUUUCGACAUUAAAAGGUAUUGCUGUCAACACAUUUAUCAAAUUUGACAUCUUGCAAACUUGGAUGACAGAAUAACAAAAUAACAAAUCAACGGUCAUUCCUUUGGAAGUAUAUAGCGCAAAAUAAUUUGGUUAUGAGGUUGGUAAGAGCCAAUUAUACAAAUGUUCAUUAAAUUUGGAUAAAAGUGUGAUAGUGACUCGAAUGAAGGGCCCUAUAGGAGCAAGGUUUUUGUUUUUAAAUAAUUUUUGUUCAUCGAGUGAGCUGAGGUAAGAAUUUUUUUGUGUGUGUGUGUGAGGAGACACAAGUCUGGCAGUUCUAUGACAAACAACAUCCUCCCCACCCCCAAAAUCACUCUGGGGUAUCUGUUCACUGAUGGGCGGUGAAGUGCUCCCCCCCCCCCCUGAAAAUAACCAUCAGCACCAAAUCCCAGGUCCGUGGCUCGAAUACGAGUUGUACACCUACGCGAUGUGUCGCUCAAUUUAUUUUGAAAGCACAAUCUCACUUACUUUUGUCUUCACAGGUGAAUGGAUUUCUAAAUUCUCUCUUUUCCCCACAGACUCUCUUCUCGUUUCCCCCAGGCUUCAAUAGGCAGGUAUAUAUACCUAACUAGAUCACAAUUGGGGCUCUAUUGACUUUAAUUUGCAGUGCCGGGAGCGUGAAGAAGAAAUGAUAUUCUGGCACACCGAAUGGAAGAAAGUAAACAUCAACAAUUGUAUUUCUGUUUUCGCUUCGCGGUCUGUGCAAACGAUCGUCGGAACAGGCGGGAGUUACUGAAAAGCGAACCAUUAUGCAGAUAGUGGCAAGAUCGGCUUUCGAGGAUUAGUAAUGGUCUAGGCCCACGGCUCUCAUGGUGUCCAUGUAUUGUGCCUGCUGUGAAGGAAGAAAGUUUGGAUAUGAAUGAAGUGAUCAAUCGAAAAUUGUGAGAACUGUUUGCUGGAAGUGAAGGAGGUAUAUAUUUCUACAUUAUUCAUUGCCCGCGGAACAGAAGUUGCUGUAAGUAUCACUGACGCUUUAAUAGAAACACCUAGCAUUUUGAGGGACCCUCGAUCUUCAGAGUCGGAAACCACUUCAGAUCAUCCACGUGGAUAUACUACAUGUAUGAUAGAAUUCAAAUUGACUACGUAUUAUAACUGGAUCAACAUUUUGAAAUUGCUUUUUUAAAAAUAGAUAUUACCCCUUUGUUUAUGUAUCGACUUUAAUUAUUCCCUAUCAGUAGCACAUCGACCUUUGUACUUUACUUUGAUGUAUAGACAAAACAGUUUACUAAGUGAUCAAAGAACAAUACUGGGCUAUAUCAUUGCUGUUGAACAACAUACGAGUAACAAGCGGCUGCAACGCUAAACAGUUCUUAGAAAAAGACGAAACAACGCUGACGUCCGAAAGAGCAACUUAGAAAAGUAAUGUAAUUAUUCCAACGCCUGCUUGCCAUUUUGUUUAAGGAAUAUUAACGAGAGGACACUUCUUGGCAUGAUUUGCAUAUGACAAUUUCGAACUUGAAAAACACAUAAGUAUAGCAUUGCUCUUCAGCCAACUGUACAUUGACGAACUGCUUAGAAAUUGCCGUAUAGGAGAAAUCAUAUUUUUUCUGAAUAUAGUUCUGAUUGUCUACGUUAAACGCGUCGAAAAUAUAGUCUGUAAAGAGGACAAUAACAAUACAGCGUAUGGAUACGACCUUGAAGAUUCUCAAUGAAUAUUUGAACGCACAGCUGCAUGCAUUGUUUUCUCAAAGUUCAUGACGUCCCGACCUCGAUCAGGGUUUGCUAUACCUCUCAAGGUUUAACCCUGUCAGUGCCAUAGACGGGUAUACGACGUAAGAAAUCAAUCGGUUUUAGGAUUUAUGCGCAACGAGAAGGUCAAUCAAAAUGUCGAAUGAUGAGCCAAUGUACCAUACCUUACAACACCUCGACAUCGACGAUGACGGCGACGACGAGCCUGGAGUCGGGUAUGAUGAUCUGGAGGAUGGCUCCGGCAUUGAGGGCGAUGUGACGACUAGGAACCGGCCGUCGAACGGGUACUCGCCCGGCGAUUUGCCGACGAGAAUCGUAGAGAACCCGCCACCGUACGAACCAGCCCAACAAGAUAAUCUUCUAAAUACCACCCCCGCGUACGAUGGUAGUUUUCCGAUGGCAUCGAUGUCGAGGGAUGCGUACGACAUGGACGAUGACAACGCGUUUGAUGACGAUGACGACGAUGACGAGAUGAAUCCUCCAGAGUGUGGGUGGUGGAAAUUCAAGCCUAGAUGCAUGAGGGCGUGCAUGAACGUGAAAGCGUACCUGGUGAUCUACUCCCUGAUCGGUAUAGUCCAGGUGAUGACGUCAUAUGGCAUGGUCUCCAUCGCAGUGACUACCAUCGAGAAACGCUUCCAGCUGACCAGCUUCCAGAGUGGUAUCAUCCUCAGUGCCUACCAGUUCGCCAGCAUGUUUUUUACAGUCUUUAUUACAUAUAUUGGUGAGCAGCGUCACAAGCCCCUAUGGGUGGGCUGGGGUUCCAUGUUCCUUGCCUUGGGGUCCAUCCUCUUCACCCUACCUCACUUCUUGAGUGACUUUUACAACCCCGAGGACCGGUCCAGUGGGGGCUCCGACCAAGCGGUGUGCCCCCUAUCGAACCUCAGCAUGGGCGUGGCAAUGGACACGUGCGGUGCAGGGAAUGAAACUGAAAGCGGAGGAGAUGGCGGCGACCCUUCGCGAUUCUUAUGGCUCUUCGUCCUAGCUCAGCUAUGUAACAGCCUCGCCGCCGCGCCAGUCUUCACCCUCGGGGUGACGUACUUGGAUGACAACCUCUCCACCAAAACAUUCGGUUUAUACAUGGGUAUAUUCAACGCGGUAAUGAGCUUUGGGCCAGCAGCAGGUUAUUUCAUUGGGACCAUGACGCUCUCCCUUCAUACCAACUUCUACUCUGACUUGUCAAGCGUUACCAUCACUCCUGAUAAUCCUCUCUGGGUAGGUGCAUGGUGGCUGGGGUUUCUCAUCAGUGCCAGCCUCGUCAUUCUCUCAGGGUUUACUAUCAUGGCCUUCCCAAGAGCCCUACCAGGAAUGAAAAAGAACCAACGCGAGCGGCGUCGACAAGGGAACAAGGGUAGCGAGUUCGUGAGUCGACCAGGGCUUGGUAACUCGAUACGAGACGCUCCACGAGCCCUCGUCAAGAUCCUCAGCAACGUCCCUUUCCUCUUCCUCUCCCUCGAGGCCGCCACCGACUAUUUCAUCGGAACGGGCAUCUUCGUCUUCACACCCAAGUUCUUCGAGUCGCAGUUCAAUAUGAACGCAAGAGACGUCGGCAAAUCUCUAGGAUUUAUUGUGAUGACGCAACACUUUUUGGGGUCCAUCAUCAGUGGCGGUAUAAUCAAGAAGUUUGAUUUAAAGUUUGAAGGUCUACUGAAGCUUAGUAUUUGCUCUGUAUUCGCCUCAUUAUUAGUGGGACUAGGUUUUCUCAUGCACUGCCCUAAUCCACCACUAGCAGGGAUUACUGUCGAAUACCAAACUUCAACACGUAUAUCUGCGGAUGAAGUCUCGCUCAUCUCUGCAUGCAAUUCCCAUUGUACCUGUACGGAGUACUUCGAGCCCGUAUGCGGAGAGGACAAUGUCAUGUACUUCUCGCCUUGCUAUGCAGGCUGUAGGGAGGACGAGUACGUCGAUGACGCGGGAACAACGGUAUUCACCGACUGCAGAUGUAUUAUGCUAAACGGUACGUCCACACCUACGUAUGAUGACGUCACAACGGACAGCGGGGAUCGACCGUUCCUGUACGGGGGUGCUAAACCGGGGCGUUGCCAGACGUGGUGUAAUGUGCAAUGGCUGUACCUGGUAUUGAUAUGGUUGUUUGCAUUCUUUGGAACAAUGACGACAAUCCCGGCUUGGAUUGCGACUAUGAGGUCUGUGUCGUACUCGCAGAGAGCGUUUGCACUGGGAGUACAAUGUAUCUUCUAUGGCGGUCUAGAUACUCCAAAACCAGGUACCGUUCCAGCACCCAUCGUUUUCGGCUUGGUCAUCGAUCGCGCCUGCAUCAAGUGGGACGAGUCGAGCUGUAGCGGGUCCGGGGCGUGUCUCAUCUACGACAACCAAGCGUUCGCCAGGUACUUCCUCAUCCUGGUCGUGUGCUUCAAGUCCGCAUCGUUCCUCCUCUUGGUGCUCUCUCGGUGGUGCUACACGCCUGCCGAGGAGGAGAAGAUGGACGCAAGGGACGUGUACGGCCCGCGGGCGAGAACCCGAGUUCCGACGACUGAACUCUGAUGACUGCUGCAUGCUUGAAAUGACUGUUCUAUGCCAGCUGCAGCCUGCAUGCGCACGAGGCGUUAUUUGCCUGACGUAAGAGUGCGUCAACGAGUGGAGCGGCCGUACGUUUACGCACGUUGUAAAGAGUCGGAUGACAUCGUAUAUAAUGCAAAAUGAACAGUGGAAACAUUGUGUUAAAUAUUGGCGUUUACGUGCGCUAUUGGCUUUACACGCUUGAUUAGCGGAGGUGAAAACGCAAUUGAAUUGACGCCUCGUGUUCAGCGGGCAUUGCAUCAUAGUGAUAUAGAGAAUAGAAACGCGCAGCUUCUUCACAGCGGCGGGUCAAGGCUUAUUUUACUGUGGAGGGAUGGAAUAGACAAGUACAAAUUCGGUUUGUAUUCAGAUGUGUAUUAAUGUAUGAACAAUAUGACGUCGUGUGGGGGGGGG
Molecule: messenger RNA, 4935 nt
Organism: Strongylocentrotus purpuratus (purple sea urchin)
Lineage: Eukaryota; Metazoa; Echinodermata; Echinoidea; Camarodonta; Strongylocentrotidae
Product: solute carrier organic anion transporter family member 4A1
Exons: 12
Coding region: 2143-4506 (787 amino acids)
Biological process (GO): transmembrane transport; sodium-independent organic anion transport
Cellular component (GO): membrane
Molecular function (GO): protein binding
Source: RefSeq, a predicted model, not a curated record